Molecule: messenger RNA, 1961 nt
Organism: Paramormyrops kingsleyae
Lineage: Eukaryota; Metazoa; Chordata; Actinopteri; Osteoglossiformes; Mormyridae
Source: RefSeq, a predicted model, not a curated record
GAUGACAAAUGAAAAGGUCGACCGGCGAGCAGGCUCCGCCCCUGCCCUAUUAAUGCGGUCUACCUCCCUGACGGCUCAUUCUAAAAGGAUUUCUUCCCGUACCUGCGCAAGACCGGAAGUGAUGAUCUGCAACCAGAAUACAACCCGCAGUGAAGUCUGUGUUGUGUCCCGGUUCAACGUACGGAAACUGAUGGAGGGUUUGAUUCCCUGCUUCAGGAACCCCCCCGAUCCCACCAUCAUGCGGAAAGUUGUGUUUUUCACGCUAAUACUUUUUUGCAUUGACUCCACAUUCGCAGUGUCGCACUCCCUGCAGUAUGUGUACAGUGGCACGUCAGAGAUACCGAACCUCCCAGAGUUCGUAGUUAUAGGGCUGGUGGACGGGGAGCCCUUUGUUCACUAUGACAGCAACAGCCACAAAAUGACUCCUCGUCAAGAAUGGAUGGCAAGGUCUGAGGGGCCUGAUUACUGGAACAAAGAAAGUCAGAAUCUUCAUGGUGAAGAGUCGCUGUUCAAAAACAACGUAGAUGUGGCAAAAAAGCCACAGUUAUGGAAAAUGAAAAAUUGUGAAAAAAGUUCUGUGGAAAAUAAAUGGGUUGUACUGAAUUUUUACAUGCACAAUAAAAUAACCGAAUCAUAUUUUGAAGUUGCCAGUGUCCACACAUUUCAGCGGAUGUACAGCUGUGACUGGGAUGAUGAAACUGGGGCCACAGGUGCUCAUGAACAAUUUGGCUAUGAUGGGAGUGACUUCUUAGCACUGGACUUAAAAACCAUGACUUAUGUGGCUCCAGUGAUGCAGGCGAUUCCCACUAAACAGAAGUGGGACAGAGACAAUACUAGGAAAGAUAGAUAUAAAAGGUACUUUACCCAGGAAUGCAUUGACUGGCUGAAGAAGUAUGUGAGCUACGGGAAGAGCACACUGGAGAGGACAGUCCGCCCUGAGGUGUCUCUGCUGCAGAAGGACCCCUCCUCUCCUGUCAUCUGCCACGCAACCGGCUUCUUCCCCAAAGGGAUCGUGGUGACCUGGAGGAAAGAUGGAGUGGACAUGCACAGCGAUGUGGAGGUGGGGGAGACCCUGCCAAACGGGGACGGAACAUUCCAGAUCACAUCGAAACUCAUGGUGAAGCCUGAGGACUGGAAGAGGAACAGCUACAGCUGUGUUGUGCAGCACUCACAGAAAGAUCUUCCUGUGCUGCUGGAGGAGAAGAACAUAAGGACCAAUCAGGGAGGCCUUCCCUGGGGCAUCAUCAUCGGCUGUGUGGCUGCUGCUCUGGCUCUCGUUGCUGUUGUCGUUGGGGUCGUGUUGUGGAGGAGGAGCAGGACAGGCUAUGGGAAAGCCGGCACAUCUUAUACUGAUUCUGAGAACUCCAGCCAACAGCAACCAAAAGUUCACCCUCCAUGAUGUCAUAGUUCUUCUCCUUCUCUGCCAGAAGACGACAGACAAGAUGAGAUGAUUAUGCCAACUGGCUGCAUCAUCCAUCCAUCCUUUUAAGUUCCCGCUUGUCCUGUGCGGGAUUGUCGGGGUCCAGAGUCUGUCCCGGAAGUUACAGGCACAAGGCAGGAAAUAACCCAGAAUGGGGCGCCGACCCAUCGCAGAACCUGAUUCACACACAACACAAUAUUCUUUAAUAAGUUUGUAGUAGCUUUACAAUCGCAGCAGUUAUGAGACUCAAAUUACAGAGAGCAGAACAAAUUUAAUCCAUUUCAGAAAACUAAUCACUGACUGACAGUCAGGAAGGAUCAUUAAUGCAGGUUUUUUUCUCUCUCUGUAACUUUACUGUAUUAGCAGUUAAAGCUCCGCUGUCUUAUAGCUGCUCUGCUCUGUCACUGUGCAGCACUGUAGUCUGUUUUUAUCAUGAUCCGUCUCUUUAAAUGCCGCACAGCCUGCUGAUGAGGACGCCUGUGUGACCCUGUGUGUGAGAUGCACUGAUCACUGACUUACAGUAACGAGCACCAAGGAUAAA